AUGUUCCUCAAGCACCCUCUGAUGCACGAUAGAAUUGAUGGUGGAUUCUAUGAUGGUGCCCCGCUGUGUUGCCCCCUCAACACCUCCAUGAAUGCCACAGUGACCAACGUGAUCGAUGAAUGUGAGAUGGACUUGGUCGCCUUGGUCCUCAACACACUCAAUAUCCUGCUGGGCAUUCCGGGCAACUGCAUUGUGAUCUGGGUGGCAGGUUUCAAGCUCAAGGCAUCUGUCUUCAACAUGUGGCUAAUCAACCUUGCCGUUGCAGACCUAACUUUCUGCUUCACCCGAAUCUUCUCCCUGAUCAAGGUUCUGUUGUCUGACCAGUGGCUCUUUGGCCCAUUCAUGUGCAAGUUAAGCGGCUUCUUCAAGUACAGCAACAUGUUUUGCGCCGUCUUCAUGCUAGCCGUCAUCAGUCUGGACAGGGCAAUGUGCAUCUGGUUCCCCGUGUUUAGCCGGAACUAUCGUACCUUACGUGCCUCCCGGGUGGUGGUCGUGAGCACGUGGGGGUUAGUCAUGCUCGUCAGCGUGCCCUUCUUCGUUUAUCGACGUUUCUGCCACUGCCCCCAGAACUUGGACCGGUGCGGAUCGGGUGACGUGCUCGACGAGCAAAUCAGGACAGCGCUUUAUUUAAUCCGCUUCUUGUGUGGCUUCCUGCUACCCUUCCUGGUCAUUCUGGUCUGCUACACUCUGGCCGGGGUGGGUCUCCUCCGCACCCGCUUGCCGGGUAAGUCACGUAACCUGCGGGUGCUGGCUUUGCUGGUGAGUGCCUUCUUCCUGUGCUGGGCUCCUUACCACAUCCUGCUGCUGAUCAGGAUGGUGAACAGCGACAGCCAGUGGGUUAUUAAACUAUUGCCAGCCGCCAAAGGACUGGCCUUCUUCAAAACCUGCCUCAACCCGAUUCUUUACUUCUUCAUUGGCUUAAAGAUGAACGGAAGGAAGUCUCUGACGGACCUCUACAAGAGCGCAUUGACCGACGACAUUGACCAAGAAGUGGGACAGCUCAAGAUGUCCUCGAGAGAGCCGGUCACAGAUUUGAUUAGGGAAAGGAGCAGCUAA
Messenger RNA from Nerophis lumbriciformis (worm pipefish), 1056 nucleotides. Lineage: Eukaryota; Metazoa; Chordata; Actinopteri; Syngnathiformes; Syngnathidae. The record is from RefSeq and is a predicted model, not a curated record.